This is a messenger RNA of Myxocyprinus asiaticus (Chinese sucker), 8183 nucleotides long. RefSeq names its product transcription factor SOX-6-like. The coding region runs from base 856 to 3198 and encodes 780 amino acids. Gene Ontology annotation, cellular component: nucleus. Gene Ontology annotation, biological process: central nervous system development; regulation of transcription by RNA polymerase II; cell fate commitment. Gene Ontology annotation, molecular function: DNA-binding transcription factor activity, RNA polymerase II-specific; RNA polymerase II cis-regulatory region sequence-specific DNA binding. The record is from RefSeq and is a predicted model, not a curated record. Lineage: Eukaryota; Metazoa; Chordata; Actinopteri; Cypriniformes; Catostomidae. The transcript is spliced from 21 exons.
CUCUUUCCUCAGAUCAAUGCCCUGGCCACUCACUUUCUGAUGUUGCAGGACGGGAAAUGCUUUGAAUUCUUGUGACAUGGCCGCUUGCAUUGAUUGCCAAGAUUGACAGCAGUAACCAUCGUCUUCUCUCGCGUCUGUUUUAGAGUAGAGAGGAAAAACGCGAUAAAUAUACUUACAUCUAAUCUCUUCUCAGCAGUUUUGACAGUUCAACUUCAUAUAGCCAAAGCGGGAUUCCCUCUACGGUCAGUGGAAGCGAUACACUUUAGCAUUUUUUUUCUUCUUCUUUUUUCUUUGCUCUACAACAGAUCAGUGUUCAUCAUUUCUAACCUAUUCCAAAACAAAAACGGGAUACAGCGAAGACGAGUGUUUGUGAUUGGUACCCUGCUCACAUCAAGGACUUUCUGCCCGUGGAUUUGUGCAGGACCUUGUGGCUUUGUGAGAGUAAAGAGCAUUUCCUAACUGGAUCCGGCAAGCAGAUAUAUAGACUACGGACAGAUCGCAGACGAACGCUUAUGUUGCCACUCCCAUUUGUACAGCCAGAGUUACUUCAUCACGGCAGUCAUUGGAGAGUCAAGAGGAGAGAGAACACAGGGCUCAACAUGUCAUUUUCAUGAAUUCAAAAUCAACUCACCAGUGAUCUUUGGGAGCUGGGGAUCAAGUCUUUCUGUUUACAACCCAAAUGCUGAACAUGGAGGGCUUUCUGCGUAGCAGCUUUUUACUGAGAUAGGAGGAAAACCACAGGAGGGCCAUACCCUGGAUGCCAACCAUACACUCCAGACGAUUGAGAAGAAUAUUAUGGUCGAUAGUGUCGAACGUGGCACUGAGAUCUAAUAAAACUAAGACGACAGCAGAAUCAUGUUUUCCAAGCAAACCACCUCACCAUUUGCCUUGACCCCUGACGGAGGCGAGGAUGGAGUGAAUCAGGAGCGCAUAUGCUGGGAAAAGGAGGAGAACCUGGAGCCGCUGGCCGCCCCUCAGCUGCCCCUACACAAUCUGCUCCACAACAAACCUUCUCUGGAGGAGCUUCAGCCAAUCAGCAGCAGUGUGCCGCCUGAAUCUGACUGGGACAGCCUGAUUUCGGCCCAGCAGCGCAUGGAAUCGGACAGCAAUAAAGUGUGUUCCUUAUACUCCUUCCGGAAUAACUCUACCUCUCCGCACAAGCCAGAGGAGGGGGCCAGGGAGCGCGGUGACCUGCUGAGCAGCUCAGCCUUCGGAACACCAGAGCGCCGCAAAGGAAGCCUGGCCGAUGUGGUGGACACACUGAAACAGAAGAAACUGGAAGAGAUGACAAAGACAGAGCAAGACGAAUCCUCCUGCAUGGAGAAACUCCUUUCUAAAGACUGGAAAGAGAAGAUGGAGCGACUCAACACAGGGGAACUGUUAGGAGAAAUCAAAGGUACUCCAGAGAGUCUUGCAGAAAAGGAGCACCAGCUCUCCACCAUGAUCACCCAGCUCAUCAGCCUAAGAGAGCAGCUCCUCACCGCCCAUGAUGAACAGAAGAAACUGGCCGCCUCGCAGAUGGAGAAACAGCGUCAACAAAUGGAACUGGCACGCCAACAACAAGAGCAGAUUGCCAGACAACAGCAGCAACUUCUGCAGCAACAGCACAAAAUCAAUCUCCUUCAACAGCAGAUCCAGUCCCAUGUUAAUCGUGACAACCAAGAACAUGUAAACGUCCAGGGUCACAUGCCUCCGCUCAUGAUCCCCAUUUUUCCACACGACCAGCGCACUCUGGCAGCAGCCGCGGCAGCCCAGCAGGGCUUCCUCUUUCCCCCAGGCAUGUCCUAUAAGCCAGGUGAUAACUACCCAGUGCAGUUCAUUCCAUCCACAAUGGCAGCUGCUGCUGCUUCAGGACUUAACCCUCUCCAGCUCCAGCAACUCUACGCUGCCCAGCUGGCCAGCAUGCAGGUCUCUCCAGGAGCCAAGAUGCCUCUGCUGCACCAGCCCCCCAAUUCUGGUGGGUCCAUCUCCCCGUCUGGCUUGAAAAACGAGAAGAGGGCCUCUACCCCACUCACUCAAGUGAAGGAGGAGGGAACACAGCCUCUCAACCUCUCUGCCCGACCCAAGACAGCUGAGCCGGUCAAAUCCCCCACAUCCCCCACACAGAGCCUCUUCCCCGGCAGCAAGAGCAGCCCGAACCACCUUUCCAAGAGCAGAGGUAUCCCCAGCCCAAUUGGAGGAAUGGGCCGCGGCUCGUCUUUAGAUAUCCUGUCCAGCCUGAGCUCAACAACACUGUUUGGAGAUCAGGAUGCUGUGAUGAAGGCCAUCCAGGAAGCCAGGAAGAUGAGGGAGCAGAUUCAGAAAGAGCAGCUACAGCAUCAUCAGCAGGGCAUUGAGGCCAAACUGUGUGCCCUCACCGGCAUGGGCCUCAACAACUGCAGGGCUGAUAAGGAGAGGUCUCAUUAUGACAACCUGAGCCAUCACCUGGGUAAACUAGGCGAGGAUGGAAAGAUCGGUCACAGAGUCAUCGACCUCACCAGGCCAGAGGAUUUCGAGGGAGGCGCCAGCAAUACCGAAGCACGGGUCUACAGGGAACCUCGGGGAAGGAACAGCAACGAACCUCACAUUAAACGGCCCAUGAACGCCUUCAUGGUCUGGGCCAAAGAUGAGCGCCGCAAAAUCCUCCAGGCCUUCCCAGACAUGCACAACUCCAACAUCAGCAAAAUCUUGGGAUCUCGCUGGAAGUCCAUGACAAAUCAGGAGAAACAGCCGUACUAUGAGGAGCAGGCACGGCUCAGCAAAAUCCACCUGGAGAAAUACCCCAACUACAAGUACAAGCCUCGGCCUAAGCGCACCUGCAUCAUCGAUGGCAAGAAGCUGCGCAUCGGCGAGUACAAGCAGAUGAUGAGGUCGAGGAGGCAGGAGAUGAGGCAGUUCUUCACUGUGGGGCAGCAGCCACAGACACAGAUUCCCAUCACCACCAGCGCAGGUGUCGUCUACCCUGGUGCCAUAACCAUGGCGACCACCACACCCUCCCCUCACAUGACAUCAGACUGCUCCAGUGCAUCAGCCAGCCCCGAGCCCACCAUCCCUGUCAUUCAGAGCACCUUCAACAUGAAGAUGGAGUCCGGCAGCCUGGUUCCCAACAACCCAGUGAAUGGAGAGGAUGAGAUGGACAUGUACGAGGACUUUGAGGAUGAGCCCAAAUCGGACUACAGCAGUGAGAAUGACACACACGAGCAUGUCAGUGCCAACUGAGGCAGUGAAGAAUAUCCUUUUAUUAGAGGGAAUACUGAAGAAGACGGAAAAGAAAAAUUAUUAAAUCCAAAAUAGAAAAACUUGUUUCUGAUGAUAUACCUUUUGGGAGCCAGCAUGCAGAUGUGGCUCCUGCAGAUUUAACAGCUAUUGUUUAAUUUUGGGGGUUUUAUUUUUAUUUUAUUGAUUUUUUUUUUCUUGUGUUUUGAUCAUGAACAAUUUUAGGGUAUUUCCUACAACAUUCUGGAUAAUAGGACUUAACGAUUUAAACAUUUCAUAUGAAUGCAUAACUCAGUCUUACUUCAUUUCAUAUAAAUUUACACAUGUACAGUACAUGUACUUUUUUUUUUUUGAAGCGUACAUUACUGUUUUUGAUGGGGUUCUAUAUCUCACUCAGGUAUGCUGUACCAGCCAACAGCUUGUGAAUGUUUUUAAUCAGAACUAUUUAAACUGAAAAAGACAACAAAACUUCAUUUGACAUUUCAUAAUGCGAAAAAAUUGACAAGUCCUUACAUUUUCUGAACCAUAGAGGGAAGGCCUAAAACUCCCCAUUAUUCUUAUUAUUUUGAUUAAUGUUGUUGUUUUAAAAUGUCCAGAUGUGCCAAACAUAUCAUAAGCUUCCUGCUCUUAAAUCUUAAAAUGUAAAGUCUUAAGGGAGACACCGCACGAGUCUCAGACAAUCCUUACAAUAUCACAGAACUUAAAAAGCCCACACUUUUCACCUCUCCACUGUAUACCAUGUUAAAAUGCUCAGGAACUAAGAGUGUCAUAGUUCUCUGGGAGGUUGAAUGCAGUGAUUGCCCAAACAGCACCCUCUCUCAGCCCUCUAGUUCAGUCUUACCCGCUCAGUUCUUAAUCACACUGAUUGUAAUCAGGCCAGAAUGCCAAGGGGCCAAAUGGCAUCCAAUCUGCAGAAUUGGACAGGCAGUGAAAGGCAGCUUUGGUGUAUUACAAUCACAAAUUGCUGUUGUGCAAUAUGUACAUGCACAUUCUGCUAAACUCUUCAGCCCCGUUUUCCAGGGCAGAACAUUUAAAGUCUUUUAUUUACGCUUAAGUCUUUUGGACAUUGUAAAUCUUAACUGACAGAAGAUAGUCUUAAAGCAGAGCACGCCCUUUGGGUUUCUGCAGUGUGUUCAUCAUUAAGUCUUAAGAGAACACCCAGUUUAUCUGGAUGUUUUUGGCCAGUUAUGCAAAGUGUUGGUUAAGGAAAAAAAAAGAAGAAGAAGUAAAUAACAAAAUAUGGCAUUUAUUUGACAAAUCUUCCUGUCAAAAAAUUUGUGGAUAUAUAUUGCCUAUGCACUUGGAUAAUUUAGCAUUUAAACCGAAUUAUUUUGACAUUAUUUAAAUAUAUGCUUCAACUAGUCGAUCUGAAAACGUAGAAAGACAAAUCUGCCGGAUGUGGCAAUUUCAAUCAUUUUGCUUUGAUUGGAUCUGUUUUGAGCACUUGAAAAAGAAAAAAAAACAAUCAAGUCAAUACGUUUAGACUCAUGCUGCUAAUGUGUCCUUUGUAUUCAAAUAGGCAGUCCUGCAGCUCAACUAAAUCAUGCGGUAGAACAGAUCUCAUGUUGUUUCCAUGUGGAAGGACAGCCAAGAAGCAGCUAGCGGUCAGGGCCUCUUGUUUUAGACUUUGGCCCUACUGAAAGCUCCAGCAGGGCAUGAGUGCCAUUCACCUCUAUUUACCUGACCUCUGCCCAGCGCACACCCUGCCUCAAGGGGCUGCCAUCUGGCUCCCAGCAUCGGCCCAUGCCCAAGAGAAGGUACCAAACAAUGGAGACGAGGCCCGUGUGGUUUAUUGUACUGUCUCUCCAUCAAAGUUUACGCGAAAGGCCGCGGCCAGAAGAUGCCCAUGAGGUGCUAGCGAGCAGAUGGAACAAGUAGAUCAAGCUGUGGGGGAUUAUUAAAAUGACUGACGAGUCGGUAUCAUAUGAAAUACAGCAUUAUUAAUGCAUGAGUCCCGCUAUUUUCCCUUUGCCCUUGAACCUGCCUGUUUCAUCAAUAACCUAGAGAUUAGAAUAGACAGUAAAUGUCAUAGCGAGGCUGCUGGUCACUGUAUUACCUCCAAAGGUCUAAAAGGUACCAAUGGGUAUUAAGCGCUUAUUUCUCCAGCAGUUAAAGCAUUAACUCUUAUACUUAGCCCCCCUCUUUGAAAAGCAUGUACUUAAUUCGUAGAAGUUUUGAGCAGUUCUCUAGAAGCUUGUAUUCGUACCUUUAUUUUGUUUGUUUUGUUUUAGUUUGUUGUAAUUUUCACAUAAGGGACAGUACUUGGCUGGGUGUCCCUUGACAUCCACAUUCAUUCUGUUUUUUGUUUUUUUUUUCACUGCUUAUAAUGCAAUGUUUACUGUUUAAAGCUGUUAUAUCUGUUUGCUGGUGGAUUGGUUGAUUUGUACGUGAUUUGUACAUAUUUCCUUGACCAUGAUAAGCCAGUUCUGUAGGCUGGUAGUAGACAAAAGGACUGUUGUUGGGACUGAAACUUGAUUGCGCUUGUAUAAGUCUAAAAAAAAAAAGAAAAGAAAAAAAAAAGACAAUUUCAAUCUCACACAGAGACAAUGAUUCAUAAGUGUUACAAGCACUGGAUAUAAAUGGUAUUUUUAUCAAUUCUGACUAAUGUGAAGCUGUUGUGCGAGAAAAAAAAAGAAAGAAAAAAAAUCUACAUGAACAAGUCACCUGUUUGGACUCAUGUGAGCACACCUCACAGUUGCCAGAUUUUAGUCAUUUUUCUUUCAACAUUUUUUGUUUAUUUAUGCAAAGACACGUGAUGAAUGAACACUUUGUUUAAGCUCCAGUGCUGCCUAGGGGAGAAAGAGCAGUAUACUCGACAGAGAGGCUCAUGUAGUGACUGGCCAACUGAGACGCACCGGACUUCAGUAGCACAUUUUAAUGGUCAUGUAUGUUUGUGUUGUAUAUUGUAUUUGAAGCUCUCUAGUGCGUAUAGACAUUUAUUGUAUUUAUUAGCCAUUGUUGGCUCUAAAAGUGUCAGUAGAACAUAAUUAAAGGACAAUCAGAGAACAAGAAUAAAAAAAGUAAAAUUUUAAACCGAAUUGGAGCUCAAAACUGUUUCUUUUUCUUUCUUAAAAAAUUAUUUUGCCAUCUCAUCAGUUUUUUUUUCUCUUUACAUUGUAAAUAUAACAUAGGAAAAUAGAAUUCUAUUUUUGUUCACGGAUACUUGUACUGAAGUAUAAAUUAUGUAUUUUACUUUUCAUUUUUUGUGUAUGUUGUUGGUCAUUGUAAAAAAGAAAAAAAAAAAAGAAAAAAAUAAUCACAAACUGACAAUUCACUGUACCUCAUGUAGUUGCUGAAUGCGCACCCCUGUUGAUUGAGUAGUAUUGGACAGACAGCUGAGACACCCGGGCAUCUCACUUUCAUGUGUUUCAGUGAUGAACUUCGCACUCCAUGCUGAGUUAUCCAGCCAUUUCCUAUUACAUUCUGGCUUCCUUCUAUGUUGUAAGUGCAUUCUGUAGCAAAGGACAAAUCUUCAAAUCAAUGCACGUAAUAAUUUUUCUUUCUUUUUUUUUUUUCUAAAUGCAGAGGUACUUGAUGAAGUUUUAAUAAUUGGUUAUGUGCCAAAUUUGGAUGAGAGAAUAUGUAAUUGCAGGGCAUAAUUUGUGCCAUAUCAUACAGCAUCAUUUAAAAACACACCUGAGCAUAUUGUCCAUUGGGUAUGUGCAAAUAUUUAUUUGUUUUUUAUGCUGCACAAUGCAGAUCCACUCUGUGCAUUUGAGGUUCUCAUACAGUAUUUUUCUCUGUGUUGUUUCAUAAUGUUUAAUAGAACUUUUCCCAUCCAGCCAAGAGCAACUAAGACUAUAAUACAUAACUUUCACUGCCAUAUUAAUGCAAAGUAGGUACAAUAACUGAGGAUAAAGUGUGGGGGUUUCUAUUUAUCUUACUGUAAUGCUUUUUUUUUUAAUUAUUAUUAUUUUUUUUUUGUUUUUGGUAUGGACAUUUGUGAUGUAUAUUGUGGGAUAGUUUUUGUUAAUUUAAUCAGCACAUUUCACUGACAUGCUGGACUGACAUGCUAGCUGCUGUUCAGAAGAAUACAAUUUUGCUGUCAGAGGCAACAUAUGUUGUUGUCAAUGGUACUUUGCUUUUAGAUUUCUGUUGUCUUUAAAGAAACAUUGUGUUUAGCUCCUCUUUCGCUAAGGACACUCUUAUUUUGAAUUCUGCUAGCAGCCUGAUAACAUUUUUCUUUCAUUUUGUCUGUGUGCUUGUGCGCGCACACGCGCGCGUGUGUGUGUGUGUGUGUAUAGAGACCGGUUUCUCAGCAGGUACAUACACCCAUGGCAGGUAUUAAUUUUCAGGCAUUAAAGAUAGUAUAGUAUAUGUUGCUGCUUUUGAAAAAAAAAAAAAAGUUUUAAUCCUGAAAGUGUAAAUAGUUUAUCAUAAUAUCUUGUACAGUCCAGUGUAAAGUUUUUAAUUGAACUUAAAAAAGUUUGCCAUCACAUUUGUGUUCACAUUCUUCUUUAUACAGUACAAAAGACAGCUAUUUGCUAAGGAUAUUAUUGUUUAAAAAAAAAAAAAAAAAAAAAAAGGUACUAAAAAUAUUUUUGCUUGGCUUUAGUAUGUAAACCAGCAAGCCAUUGGUUUCCAUGUGCAGUAUUGACGUGAGGUAAACUAAUUAAUGCUACAGUUGUAUGUCCAGAGACUAGUCUUCUCUGUAAUGGUAGUGUUAUUAUAUCAAAUAAAAUAAACCAGAUGAAUGACACAUUUCGGUGUAUUUAGACACCUUAGUGGAUUGUACAAAUAUCUAGGUUGUCUCCCCACAAGCAGCAUUUGGCAUAUUGUAAUGUAACACAUUUCUACAGUAUAUUCUCAAUUCACUGAUGUACGACGGCAGAUGAGGGUGUUCCUGCCUGUUUGCUUAUUUACCUCAAGAGUUCCUCUUUUUCCAUAUAAGAUAGACUACACACACAUGUAUGACAAAAUCGUCUCACCAUCAUUCAAUCUUUUGUACUGCUGUUGACACUUACAAAUUAAAGAGACAUUUUGUUUUA